Messenger RNA from Ogataea haglerorum, 2334 nucleotides. RefSeq lists its product as uncharacterized. The transcript has a single exon. The record is from RefSeq and is a predicted model, not a curated record. Bases 1 to 2334 code for a protein of 777 amino acids. NCBI's taxonomy places the organism in Eukaryota, Fungi, Ascomycota, Pichiomycetes, Pichiales, Pichiaceae. Gene Ontology annotation, biological process: protein catabolic process in the vacuole; cellular response to glucose starvation.
AUGUCUCAGGAGGUUUUCAAUGAAGGCCCAACAACUUCGCAACAUAUUGAAGCUAAGGAUGACGAUCAUUUCAAUAAGACCACGUUCAAACUGAAGAGGACCAGGUCCAUGGGUCUGCUUGAUGACUUUAUUACGCAGACCCACUCUAUAGAUACUGAUUCUAUUCCAGAUAAAGAAGGAAAAUUGAGUUCAAAAGACUUUGUUUCUGACGAGACUUUGCACAAAUUGAAUAUGAACUCAACACACGAUGAGACAGAAAAUGUGCCUCGAUUCUAUACGAGUGUCGUGCCGUCUGCUUCAAAGAGCAAAAAAACAAUUCCCUCCAACUCUCCACAGAGUUUCCAAAGUGAGGAGACAUCUGACGAAAACUGCUUUUCUGAAGACUCGCUUAGUUCUACGGGAUCGGGUAAUUCUGUCAAUCUAAUACCAAAACAUCAAUUGAGAAAAUAUCAACCUAGCAAACAGAAUGAGACUGCUGCUCCUACGCUAACUUCUCAACAGCACUUGCAUGAUGACAUUGAUAUACAGCAUUCUCCUGAACAGCAUGUCGAUUAUUUAUCCCAUAAUUGGGAUGAAUUGGAGAUAUCCAAAUCCUGGAGAUACGUAACUUUGAAGAGAAAUGAUUUUGCAAAUUCAGCAAGACUUGAGAAUGCAUCAUGGAGAACAUGGGCUCAGGCUCGAAACGGCUUGAAGACGAUAUCCCCUGCUGAACUAAACUGGAGUAAGGAAAGCGAUGUUACUUGGUUGUAUGGGCCACUUUACAAAGAGGAGAAGUACGAUUUUGAUAUAGUGGAUUUCAAAAAACAUCAGCCUAAAAAGUUACAUGAGUCGUCUGGUGGAAGUUCUAAGGAUAAUGUCGACUUGGCAACUCACAGCAAAAAUACCAGUGCAAUGAAAAAUGAUAAUGAUAGGGACAAUAAUGAGAAAGAUAAGCAUUGUGAUCAUCUGAAACCAAUAUUGAAAAAGCGCUCCAAUGUAGAAAAAAUGAUUAGUGAUGCUUCUUAUUCAAGACUUCAAAGUCUUCUCGAAGAGCACGACCAUAAAUUCAAAGGAAGUCCUGUUUUGGAACCGAUGUCGAAUUCAUUGAACUAUUCUUCUUCUCCUGCUAAUAGUUCUGCGAAUCACACAAACAAUGGCGAUGCUUCUCCAUUCACACUUUCAGCUAACCAGACAACUGAGGAUGUUCAUAAAGUGGAUGGCCACGCUCAACCGAAUUCUGUUUCGAAUAAAAAAGAGAGAAAGAUCCAUUUCAAUAUGAGAGUUGAUCAAUGUAUUGCAAUUGAUGAUGACUCAGAGUCGGACUUUUCUGCAGAUAAUGAUUAUCAAAAUGAUUCCGAUGAUGGAAGACCUCUCCAGACAAUACUACGCUCAAGAUAUGACAAUGAUGAUGAGGAGGACAUGGGUUAUGACGAGGAAGACGACGAUGAUGGAGAUGAUGAAGGAGGUUUCAUGCUACAUACAAGAGUGACCUCUCCAAACAUAUCUCACAGACCUCCUAAUUGGUCGCGAAACUCCUCCGGUGCUAACACUAGAGAUGGGUCCCCAUUGACAGGUGACAUAAAACCUAUUGCAACUAUUGCACCACUUCCUGCCACAACACUAAAAACUUGUUCCGAUGAUGAUGAGUCUGAUCCUUAUACUGUAUCGCAUAACACCAAGACCAACCGAGGGUACGAUUAUUAUUAUGAUUACAACACUGUUUACGACGACUCAACAAAUCCGUUGUAUUCUGUCGUUAAUAGCCAACAGAAUGUUCAAUUGUUUGAUGUACCGGAAAGUUGUCAAAUCGAGGACGUUAUGGAUGUCGAUGCCAAUGGACAUCCUGAAAACCUGAUUAUCUCGCCUGUUGAUACACGACCUAAAACCGAAACUGCACAUCCUCCUACGUCAUCACAGCUAGUACAUGAGGAUAUCCCUUCUCAUUUGCAAAAAUUCGUACCAAGUGAAUUAUCAGAUCAGCCCUUGCGAUAUCAGAAGCCUCAACACUCCGAAAAUAGCCCAUCAUGCUCCCAGAUCAAACGCAACACAAGUAUUGGGUAUGGUUCAUCAGAUUCGAAUUUAGCAGCUAGUCUUUCAACAACGAAGGUCGGCUUGGCCGGUUCAGAUCUUGGACAUACUGGUCUUAGAAGGAGUCUUGGUGCAGGGUCCAAACCUCAACUAUAUCAAAUGUCCGGCCAGUCUGGGGGCUCCAAGUUUUCCAUACCUGGUUCCCCGGCCUCGAUGAAUCUUGGCCGCAAGAACUUUGUUUUCAGUUCUGAUUCAGAUAGUUCGUCUUGCUCAGAUGGUGAAAUGGAAAUCAAUCCACCUCGAAGGCCAACUUCGCUGUCCCCUUGA